GGUAGCAUUAGCAUUACAAUAUCAGAAUUGUUGACGCGAUUCCAGUCAAGAGACACGAUGCAUGAGAUGCCUGGUACACCUAGUUGCAAGUUUCAAGAGGGCGAACGCGUUUUAUGCUUCCAUGGUCCACUAAUUUAUGAAGCUAAGUGCUUAAAAACAAAUAUUACAAAAGAAAAACAAGUAAAAUAUCUUAUACAUUAUGCCGGAUGGAAUAAAAACUGGGACGAGUGGGUUCCUGAAAGUAGGGUUUUGAAAUAUAAUGAAAUAAAUGUUCAGCGUCAGAAAGACGUUCAGAGAGCUCACGCUGCUCAACAAAUUGCACAGAAGGGAAAGAAAUCCAGUGCACUGUCUAAAGUAAGUUUAAAAAAUCGUGAAAUAGGCAAAGAUAAAGAUUCAGAGAGUAGAUCUAGUACUCCGACUCUCACAAACGAGAGGCUAAGUAAUCGCUAUCAAAAAAAUGGUGGUUCUGUUACGCCAACUUCUAAUGAUUCAUCAUCAGAAGGACCAAGAAGAAAACGCAGCCGCAUUGAUCCUACAGUAGAAACAGAAGAACAAUUUUUAUCUAAAGUUGAAAUUAAAGUUAAAAUUCCCGAUGAAUUAAAACCAUGGCUUGUUGAUGAUUGGGAUGCAAUUAGUAGGCAAAGAAAAUUAGUAAUUCUACCUGCAAGGCAUACGGUUGAUAAAAUUUUGGAUGAUUAUACAAAAUUUAAAACUUCGAGCAAAACUAAUACACCCAAUAAGGAGGUUGCCCUUUCCGAAGUAACAAGAGGCCUUCGUGAAUAUUUCAAUGUUAUGCUUGGAACGCAGCUCUUGUACAGGUGGGAAAGACAACAAUAUGGAGAUAUAAUGAAUGAAAAAGUGAAUACACCUGCCAGUCAAAUAUAUGGAGCUUUUCAUUUAUUACGAUUAUUUGUGAAACUUGGAAGCAUGUUAUCAUAUACUCCAUUAGAUGAAAAAAGUAUACAAUUACUUCUUGCACAUAUUCAUGAUUUCUUAAGGUACAUGCAUAAAAAUAGUAGUGAUUAUUUUAGUCUUCAAGAUUUUGGAGCAGCACCCCCAGAAUAUCAUCGAAAGUGUAGUUGAAAAUAUUUAUAAAUAGGCACUACAAUUAUCAAU
Messenger RNA from Ceratosolen solmsi marchali, 1116 nucleotides. Its product is annotated as MORF-related gene 15. Gene Ontology annotation, cellular component: nucleus; NuA4 histone acetyltransferase complex. Lineage: Eukaryota; Metazoa; Arthropoda; Insecta; Hymenoptera; Agaonidae. Gene Ontology annotation, biological process: regulation of DNA-templated transcription; chromatin organization. The transcript is spliced from 7 exons. Bases 58 to 1083 code for a protein of 341 amino acids. The record is from RefSeq and is a predicted model, not a curated record.